UUUUUCUUUUUCUUUUGGAUUCCACUCAGUAGAAUUCAUGUUAAGGUUUAUAGUCGGAUAAGGAUGGAGCACAUUUGCAUUAGGAUUCCACUCAGUAGAAUUCAGAGGAAGAUUCAGAAGGAAGCAGUAGACCUUGUUUUUAUUCAAUAAGCAAAUCUGUUGGUUUUCUGGACAAAGAACUUGCUGCUAGUGGGUUUACUAGAAAAGAGCAAGAUGAUAUGGACAAGUUCGUCGAAGAAGAAAAGGACCAGGAUAUAUGUUAUGAUGAUGAAGAAGAUAGUGCUGGAAGGGAUGAAACAAUCAUGAGUGAUGUUGACUCUUUGCAUCUGCUGGAUCAGCCAGGGCACAUUGUAGAAGGAAAUGAGGAGGAAAUCAAAGAAAAUAGACAAAGAUGUGAAGGACAACUCAGCAAACCUUGUUGUGAGGGAUACUUCAAUGAGGAUGAAAGUGAAGAGAAUGCGAAUGAUGCUGAGUUGGUAAAGCGCCUGAACAAGCAGAGACGGCGAGCAAUUGCUGCUGUUCAUAGAGGAGGGAAGACCAUUGCUUCUAGAAAUUCUUACAAGGACAAAGGUGGAAGGUCAUCUCACAAUUCCAAAAUUCAAAAACAAUUAAGCUCCCGGUAGUGCACUUGGAAGAAUUCAGCAGCAUGUAGGGGCUGGAGGAAGCCUGAGGAACGAAUGAGGAAAGAGAUGGAAAGAUUUGAUCGUGAAAGAAGGAAGGAAGAAGAAAGGUUGAUGCGUGAACAGCAGAGAGAGGAGGAGAGAUUGCUACGUGAGCAAAGGCGAGAAUCAGAGCGACGGGAGAAGUAUUUACAGAAAA
This is a messenger RNA of Eucalyptus grandis, 819 nucleotides long. RefSeq lists its product as uncharacterized. The record is from RefSeq and is a predicted model, not a curated record. The transcript is spliced from 5 exons. Bases 219 to 623 code for a protein of 134 amino acids. NCBI's taxonomy places the organism in Eukaryota, Viridiplantae, Streptophyta, Magnoliopsida, Myrtales, Myrtaceae.